This is a messenger RNA of Schistosoma turkestanicum, 1957 nucleotides long. The record is from the annotation of a GenBank genome assembly. NCBI's taxonomy places the organism in Eukaryota, Metazoa, Platyhelminthes, Trematoda, Strigeidida, Schistosomatidae.
AGUGCACAUCGGGCAGAAGGAAUGAGUGCGCUACUUUGUCGCACGUUUUUUUUAUUUAGAUUCCUUCAUCCUCGUUUUCCUUGCAGGAAUAUGUCACUGGGAAUCUCAAACAAUAAUAAAGCUUAUUCUAUUAAGGGGUACCUUAAGAAUAUUGAAGAAGAUGAAAUGACAUUUAAUUUGGAAAAGAAGGAAUAUGAAAUUGGUAGAAAGUACCUUGCUCAAAUUAUGGGUUAUGAUCCUGUACACUUCACGCCAGAACAGGUCAAUGAGGCUAUUGAAUAUCUUCUACCGUCCUCAUUGUACACUAAGCGUGCUCGUCCUGUUUUCAAAGAACCUCACCUGGUAUUUCCUCCACAAAAACAAUUGCAAUGUGACAUGAAUGGUAGACCACUUAGUAGUUACUUCUAUACAACAUACCAGAACUUCUACAAGAUUAUGAACGAGGCAGUUUACAAACUAGAAGAACUGAAACUUCGAGUUGAUCAAUCGUAUUUUGAUAAGACGACCAAUAAGUCUUCGUCGAAAGGAAUAUGCUGUGUGACGCCAAGCGAUUUUAUCUCAAAAGUAAAUCUUAUGAAAAUGAUCAACGAAAAUAUUUCAAAUGCACAGUAUAGUCAAUGGCUAGUUUUAAUGAAGCGUUUGUCAGAACACCCAUUGUCAUAUAUGGUCGAAGAAUUUAUUCAGCGGUUCAAAACUCAAAUAUGUGAUGCUACUUCGGAAAUUAAACUUCCUGAGCCGUCUCUAGACUCAUUAACAAACAGAAAAUGUGUCCAAGCAUUUGGUCAAAAAAAAAACUCCUUUGCUGAAGUAACACUGUACAUGCCUGGCGCUGGUGACUUCACAGUGAACGGGAAACGGUUUUUAGAAAUAUUUCCUGAGCUUGGGAAUCGAGAACAAGUAGUAUUUCCUUUACAACAAACAAAUACUAUUGGUAAAGUAGACAUUGUCGCCACAGUAAGCGGAGAAGGUUCGAGCUCCUUAGCGAAUGCGCUUCGUUUGGCAAUAGCCAGAUGUUUAGCUUCAAUGCUCCCUACCGAUCAAGGAAAAAACAGAUUAUUAGUAACUGGUUUAUUGUCUCAGGACAACCGGUUCGCAGAACGUAAACAACCCGGCCAGAGAAAAGCACGCAAGAAGCCUAUUUGGAAGGCACGCUAAAUAUCAUUUUUUGUUUCGGUCCGCAUUCAAUACUGGCCUGCUGAUUUCGCUACUUUGCUUUCCAGCUCGAUCAUCUAAAAAAGAAGGCACAGGUGUAAAAUCAUUUAUAUAUAUGUUCUUUUCUUCAUAUGCAUGGAUAGUUUUUUGGACUAAUACUGAACUCCGGAACAGCUUUGAUGUCAACCGAAAAAUUGUGGUGCGAUAAUAAUAUUGACUUUACGAAAGUUGUCUAUAAAUGUGGAUGCGUAUUACCUAUAAAUGAGUUUUGAGGUUCAAACCAUGAAAGUUGAGUACCUAAAAACCCGGAGUUCGUAAACCGAAAGUUACAGAAAUUUACGGAAGGGGUUUACGUCUAUUUAAUGCUUUUGCGAAAAGAAAAACAAAUUUUUUCAAGCAAAAGUUUUGCGGCUCUAUUCCAUCGUAGCAAAGUACCAGCAUAUGGUACUCUUGAUUCUGAAACAAGCUGUAAGUGUGUUCAAGAAUGGGUGUGCUAAGAAUGAAUUGUUGUUGUUGUCAUCUUCUUGAACUAAAGAAUGGUGCUUUGUGAACAUAUUCGGAAGAUGUAUAGUUAUUCAAAUGUGUCACCAUCUAAACUUAUCAGAAUUAUUAGUCAAGGUACAAGCACAACCGAUAGUUACUAUUAGUUUACCAUAUAGUUAGUUAUAUGGAUUCAAAAUAGAACUAGUAUUUAAGCCUAUUUGUGGCAGAUAGAUAUGAAAGUUUACAACUAAAUCGUGAAUAGGCAGUUAAAAAAUAAUACGUAGAACCGUUUCUAUUAUAAGCGAGAAGCAGUAAAAUUCAA